Messenger RNA from Trachemys scripta elegans, 384 nucleotides. RefSeq names its product histone H2B 8-like. NCBI's taxonomy places the organism in Eukaryota, Metazoa, Chordata, Testudines, Emydidae. Gene Ontology annotation, molecular function: DNA binding; structural constituent of chromatin; protein heterodimerization activity. The coding region runs from base 16 to 384 and encodes 122 amino acids. The transcript has 2 exons. Gene Ontology annotation, cellular component: nucleosome. The record is from RefSeq and is a predicted model, not a curated record.
CCUGAGGCCUCACACAUGCCUGAUCUAGCCAAGUCUGUUCCUGCUCCCAAGAAGGGCUCUAAGAAAGCGGUGACCAAGACCCAGAAGAAGCGCCGCAAGACCAGGAAGGAGAGUUACUCCAUUUAUGUCUACCAGGUGCUGAAGCAGGCUCACCCCGACACCGGCAUCUCUUCUAAGGCCAUGGGCAUCAUGAACUCCUUCGUCAAUGACAUCUUUGAGUGCAUUGCUGGGGAGGCAUCUCGCUUGACGCAUUAUAACAAGCGCUCCACCAUCACCUCCCAAGAGAUCCAGACCGCCGUGCGCCUGCUGCUGCCCGGGGCGCUGGCCAAACACGCCAUGUCGGAGGGCACCAAGGCUGUGACCAAGUACACCAGCACCAAGUAA